CAAGCCCAUUCCAACAACUCUUCCCAGGAUCAAAUUCCAUUCCGCAACCGUAAAACUUCGACAACCUUAAUUACAAAGAUACAGAAUGGCCAAAGCAGAAACGAGUCUUGAGUCUGGGAAUGGAUACACGCUGGAUUCAGUGAGGGAGGCUUUGGUUAGGCAAGAAGAUACCAUCGUUUUUUGUCUCAUUGAGAGAGCCAAGUUCCCUAUCAAUUCUCACACCUAUGAUGAAAGCUACUCUAAAAUCCCGGAUUUUUGUGGCUCAUUGGUUGACUUUGUUGUUAAGGAUACAGAGGCUGUUCAAGCUAAGGCUGGAAGAUACGAAAACCCUGAAGAAAAUCCCUUCUUCCCAGAAAAUUUACCACCAUCGAUUGUGCCAGCUUACCCCUUCACACAGAUUUUGCAUCCAGGAGCCUCUUCGAUUAACAUAAACAAGUCCAUCUGGAAAAUGUACUUUCAUGAGUUGCUUCCAUUGUUUGUUACUUCGGGUGAUGAUGGCAAUUAUGCACAAACUGCAGCUAGUGAUCUUUCAUUAUUGCAGGCAAUCUCUAGAAGGAUUCAUUAUGGAAAGUUUGUAGCUGAGGUGAAAUUCAGGGAAUCUCCUCAAGACUAUGAGCCUUUAAUUCGUGCUAAGGACAGAGAAGCAUUGAUGAAAUUGUUGACAUUUGAGAGCGUUGAAGAGAUGGUGAUUAAGAGGGUUGAAAAGAAGGCCAUGAUGUUUGGGCGGCAAAUAAGCCUUAAUAGUGUUGAUGACAACAAUGGAAAUCACAAGUUUGAUCCAUCAGUGGCUUCUCGCUUAUACCAGAAAUGGGUAAUACCUCUUACCAAGGAGGUUCAGGUCGAGUACCUCUUGCGCCGUCUCGAUUGAAGACUUUUCAAUGCAAUUAGAAGAAAGGAAUAUGAUGUCCUUGUUCAAAUGAUUAAGCUCUUUUGUGAUCCUUUAUUGCCAAUUUCUAGUGGCUCAAUUAACUAACAAAACAAUACUUGUCUUUUUCUUUUUCUUUUCUUUUGUCUGAUAUCCUUUCCAAAAUGGGAUUAGGAUGCGAUCAAACCUAUGUGUCACGAGUUGGAGUCAAAAUUUCAGACCCCUUUCGAGCCUUGAGCACAUGGGAAUGACCAUAUCUUCGU
Molecule: messenger RNA, 1128 nt
Organism: Gastrolobium bilobum
Lineage: Eukaryota; Viridiplantae; Streptophyta; Magnoliopsida; Fabales; Fabaceae
Product: chorismate mutase 2-like
Exons: 6
Coding region: 86-868 (260 amino acids)
Biological process (GO): aromatic amino acid biosynthetic process; chorismate metabolic process
Cellular component (GO): cytoplasm
Molecular function (GO): chorismate mutase activity
Source: RefSeq, a predicted model, not a curated record